Messenger RNA from Radiomyces spectabilis, 1127 nucleotides. RefSeq lists its product as uncharacterized. The transcript has a single exon. Bases 393 to 1043 code for a protein of 216 amino acids. The record is from RefSeq and is a predicted model, not a curated record. NCBI's taxonomy places the organism in Eukaryota, Fungi, Mucoromycota, Mucoromycetes, Mucorales, Radiomycetaceae.
UCCAUUUGUAAUCCUUCUUUUUUUCCUCUUUCCUCUCUUUUUUUCCCUGUCAUUCAAUCCUUUCCGUUACUCACCUAUUUCCCCCCUCGUCUUAUUAUUGUCAUCCUCGAUCCUUUUUGCUCAUUUUCUUUUUAAUCGUGGUCUUCAGUCACGCCAUCCCACUCACUACAGAAACAGUCCAUUUUUACCACCUUUCCUUUCCGAAACAUAUCGUCAUCCCUUUCAAGCCAACCCACGGCCCUUUCAAACAUCAUACCCUACUUCAAUCCAUCAUAUCUAGUCAUGAGGUCAGAUCAGUGGGUUUACAUAGGUGAUUAUAUGAUGGCUUAAUCCCAUUUAGGAACUAUCACUCGAAUAUUUCGCUUCCUUCGCCGCCAAUUCACACGGAAAGCAUGCUGCCGCCAUUAUCUGACAUUGCCCCUAUCCAUUACAGUUCGAUGUCCGGCGUCCGUUCCACAGACCCGUGGUGGGGUAAUACAGAAUUGCGGCCUAUCCUCAAUCAUCCUGCCAAGCCGUCAACGGACCCCCUCCCGUUUAACCAUGAUGCCCUCACCCCUUCUGCCAGUCCCUCGCCACCCAUCAAUGAUCACAUCAAUUGGUCACCCAAGUCAUCCCAGUGCAACAGUCGCAAAGGGUCGAUUGCUUCGCUCCUCAACACAGACCCGGAACUCCGUCAGUUGGACGAAGAAGAAUUACGCAACGGGUAUCAGUCGCAUUUCGAUGCCGCCACAGAUGACCACGACGACAACAGUGACCAUGGAUGCAGCAGAGAUGGAGGUGUUCAAAAGCGAGGUCGACCUUCCGCUACCGUCUAUUCAUCCCCCGAUGCAAAGAUAAAAAAGCGCAAAUGCGCUACCAAAAAAAAACUGAAACGAUCCACUCAAGUUGAUCCCGAGCAGCGACCCAUUCAUAAAGGUCUACGCCACUUUAGUAAACAGGUUUGCAACAAGGUGGCUCACCAUGGUGUUACCACGUACAACGAGGUAAAUCAUUACAAAACUCUCCUUUUGACCGCGGUGAACCGCCCAACUGACAAUGGAUAAUAGGUAGCUGAUGAAUUGGCAAUGGAGUUUCAAUACGCGCUUGAUGAGGUAUAUUUUUUGCAAUUCUUUUGCGUAGAACAUUCG